AUGAAUGUAAUCAAAAAACUUAAUACCCAUAAUAUCACUUUGGAACAAGGAUUUAAAAAAAGAAAAAUCGAUGCGGAAGUAGUAACUGAAAUAAGAAAAAGAUUAGCAAUCUUAACAAAUAUAAUAAAUAAUGGUGAGGAAAAGCAAGAUCGAACUAGAAUAGGUACCAAAUCACUAUUAGGUUGUCAAAUGCGAUUUGGUCUCCAAGGAGGUUUUCCAUUACUAACUACCAAAAAAGGAGGGAAUUUAGUAAAAUUUGCCGAAAAAAUAAAAACUGAUAAUGAUUUUGCUCAAAAACAUGGUGAUUUGGGAGUACCUUUUAAUAUUGCUUCUUAUAGUUUACUAACUAUGAUGAUAGCCCAAGUUUGCGGUUAUAAAUUAGGAGAAUUUAUUCAUGCCCUUGGCGACGCUCAUAUUUACUUGAACCAUUUUGAACAAGUUAAAGAACAAUUAACCAGAGAACCCAAAAAAUUACCAAUUGUGAAACUUAAUCCCAAAAUAAAAUCGCUUUUUGAUUUUUGUUAUGAAGAUAUUAGUUUAGAAAAUUAUGACCCUUAUCCACCAAUUAGAGCCAAACAAUGGGAUAUGACGGGGACGACAACUGACGGAGUUGGAUUUUUGGAAAGAAUAGAAACCAUGGACCAAAAUUACCUUAUUGGCAAAGACAAUAAAUUGCCCUGGAAAAUUCCCGCCGAAAUGAAAUACUUUUCGCAAAUUACUUUUGGAAAUGCAGUUUUAAUGGGUGCUAAAACUUUCGAAAGCAUUGUUGAUUUACAAUCUGCUUUAACUAAUGAAAGUCAACAAAUAAAGUACUUUCCUGAUUAUCAAGUCUUUGAUGAUGAAUAUUUAAAUGAAGAAUAUCCAAUAAACCAAGAAACACAACGGAGUACAUUUUUGCAAGAGAUAGUUGUUGAUAAAUAUAAUCAAUUCAGAAAUAUUGAUGGGGGAGAAUUAGAUUUAAACUUUGAAAUAUUUGGUUAUGACAAUAACAUUGAAAAAAUGCAAGGUUCUUUAAAGUUAAACAACAUUCCCAACCUAGUGUCUUUGACACUUCCAGAAAGUAAAAUCGAUUAUCUUGAAGUAAUUAAUUGCCCUAAAUUGCAAACCAUUAAUUGUUAUGGCAACAAACUUGUUGAUGUGAAACUUGAACAGUUAAAUAAUCUUACUAAUUUAUCAUGUUCUAAAAACCAACUCAAAAAAAUAGAUUUGAGUGGUUGUCCCAAUCUAGAGAGUCUUGAAUGCUUUGACAAUCAACUAGAAAAAUUGGAUGAAAACAAGGAAAACGAAAAGCUGGAGAAAUUAGACAUCGCAAGCAACAACUUUCCUAAACAAGAUUUAAGAUUUCUAAUUGGUUUGAUUAAUUUAAAAGUGCUGAAAUUAGGAAAUAAUAAUCAAACAAAAAUCGAAAACAAAAUUGUUAAUCGCUUUGAUGGAAGUUUAGGAUUUCUAAAAUACAAUUCUAAACUAGUUGAAUUGGAUAUUUCUCAUACAAACAUCAAUAGUGCGCUUAAAUUUUGGUUAGAAGAAGAAAUAAAAGAAUAUGAAAAAUUAAUAUAUCAAGAACGACAACUUACCAUUCGAACUGAUGGACAAACUGGUGUUAGCCGAGCAGUUCUUGAUGCUGCUUUGGAACAUAAUAGCAAAAAAGACACGACUUUUCUUGUUCAUGUCACUGGGUUAGAAGAAGAUGGUGAGAUUCCACUACACUAUCCAUUAAUUGAAACUGAAUUCCAAGAUUAUUCCACAAGAACUAAAACCAACAUUCUAUAUGCCGACGCUACUUUGGUUUUGCGGUUAUUAAAUUCUGACCUAAGUCAAGAUGGAACUUUGUUUGAUAUUCAAGAGGCUAGCAAACUUCAAAAAGAAUGCAAGAUUAUUUACCUUGAUGAUAGUAAUAAUAACAUUGAUGAAUUCAUGACUGAAUUAUUAAAAAAGAAACAAGAUGAAUAUAAAUGUGGGUUAAAACUUUACUUUACUACCACCAAUUCCACUUCGAACAUUACGUUUUUGUCACUUUCAACUGCUCGGAACAUUAAAGAACAAAAAUAUUUUAUUACUAUCGCCCAAGUUUGUGCUCUCCGCAGUAAGGACCCUAAUACCCAAGUGGGAGUAGUAAUAGUUAAUGGUAAUAAAGAAAUCAUUGCUACCGGUUAUAAUGGUUUACCGUGA
This is a messenger RNA of Entrophospora sp. SA101, 2169 nucleotides long. The record is from the annotation of a GenBank genome assembly. Lineage: Eukaryota; Fungi; Glomeromycota; Glomeromycetes; Entrophosporales; Entrophosporaceae.